AUGUAUUUCCGGAUUCUGCACUCUUCUACUGUGUGGUUGGCACUUGUAUGCACUCACUCAAUAUACCAAGCUGCUUCUAUCACUCAACAUAAAAUCACAAGUGCUCGUUUGGACGCCAGUAGUGCGGUCGCCUCCGAACUCCUUUUUAAAGACCCCAUGCAGGAUGGGCUGGCGGUGGAUGGCAUUACCCUGGAUCAGCACGAUAACAGUGCUUUCCUGCAAAUGAACGAGGAAGAGUUUGGGAGGAUUGAUAGGAGGAUGAAGCCAUGUUUCCAGUCAGAGAACGGAAAAGCCUGCGGCGGAAGAGUAUCAGAAGCAGACUACCCAGGGGGGUUGCACUGCCCUGCUGGAUUUUGUUGUAGUAGAACGGCGAUGCAGAAUUGGUCUUCUGGCAACUGGUGCUCUAGCAGCUGGGCCUUCUGCUCGAGUUCUUUGAUUUACAACCCGAAGUAUUCUUAUGGUACUUGCACAUGCCAGAACUACGAGAUCAGGUGCCCGACGAACUCAGCAUGUGUUGAUACAUCCUAUGGGCCUUACUGCAAAUGUUUGGAUGGCAAGGAAGAAGUUGAGGGUGCUUGUCGUAACCUCACAACUACUACAAUUACCAGUAGUUCAGAGAAAGCUGAAUGCCGAGCUGACGAUUGCAGGCCUGGAUUCUGUGACGCUGAGCGGGGUAAAGUCGUCUGUACCUGCUUGGGAGGAUAUAUUUCAAGAAAGAUUUCUGAAAUCAGAGAGCAAUGUGUCUUUGUGUAUUAG
Messenger RNA from Cyclospora cayetanensis, 756 nucleotides. RefSeq lists its product as uncharacterized. The transcript has a single exon. NCBI's taxonomy places the organism in Eukaryota, Apicomplexa, Conoidasida, Eucoccidiorida, Eimeriidae. Bases 1 to 756 code for a protein of 251 amino acids. The record is from RefSeq and is a predicted model, not a curated record.